Messenger RNA from Symbiodinium sp. CCMP2456, 6801 nucleotides. The record is from the annotation of a GenBank genome assembly. Lineage: Eukaryota; Dinophyceae; Suessiales; Symbiodiniaceae.
GACAUCUGCGACUUGUGGCAUCAGCUGCGUAACAAGCUUGAGAUUCGCCUGCGCAGCGAGCGGUGGCGCAACCUCGCUAAGGAGAUGUCUCUCACCGACAUGGAGCUUGUGGAGAAACUCGAGGUUGUGCAUGUCGAGACGCAGUCCUUUGGUGUACCCGGCCUGGCGGUCAUACCGCCUCCACCGAUGCAUCCGCCCCCACCACCAGCCGCAGCCGCAGCUGCCGGUGCCGCUGCCGGCGCAGCCGCUGCUACCGCUGCUACCGCUGCUGCCCCGACUGCGGGAGCAGGGGCAGGCGCGGCUCCAGGGCCAGCCAUGCCUCCCAUGCCUCCAAUACCCAACAUCUUCGGAUUGCCCAUUCCCCUGCCGGUCCCAGCCGGCCCUGCGGGAGGCCCUGCCGCCAUCAUCCCCGGCCAGCCUUCUCAGGUUCCUGGUACAGGGGUGCCCCUGGCUCCGAUGCCCGGCACUUUGCAAGCCCCGCUUAUCCUGCCAAUGCCCUUGGUGAAUCCUGCGGGACCCCAAGCUGCCCCUGCCGGGCCAGCCGGGCCUGGCGUAGCCACGCCCGCCGUUGCGGCAGCCACCGCCAUUGCUUCCAGCACAGCGCAGCAGGUCGCCGGCGUGGUGCACCAGCUGAUCAACCAAGUCAUGCAGGCUGGCCCGAAUGGCGGAGCUGGAGGCGCCGGAGCCGCCGGGCCUCCUCCGACGGGACCGCCCCCAGGCCUCGGAGGGCUACGGGACAGCCUGCGCUUGAACGUCAUCCGCGUGCUGCACUUCAGCCUAGGGGAUCAGAGGAUCGCCGGGCGGCUGCACUUAGGGAUCGAGUCGGAAGUGCAGAGAGACAGAGAGGGCGACCGGGCGACUUCUCCGGCACGGCCCGACAUUCUCUGCGUAGAGGUGGAGCUCGCCACAGGGGAGGAUGCUUUUCAGCCCCUGGCGGCCGCCCACCGAAUGGUCCAGUUCUCGCCUCCGGGUGCCGGGGAUGGCGGCCGGUCGUUCGGGCCGUGGACCUGCACCGACAAGCGCGAGGUGGACUCUUGCUUUGGACGAAGGAAAAGCGGCUUGGGCAGCUACAACGUGUCCGUGCAGGAUACAGGAAGUAGCGGGGCCCAAAAGGGCCGUGACGGCGUUCCUGCAUGGGACGGCUCUGCUGAUACUUUUCAGUCUUACUGUGAAUCAGCACAGCUCUAUGAGCAGGCCACGCCGUAUCACAAGAGGUAUCUCGUAGCACCUCGCCUUCUCAGUGAACUUCAAGGUUCAGCUCGUCGAUUAGUGGUUGGACAACCAGCAGACUGGGUGUCGUUUGCCGGUGGCGUGGAUCAUCUUUUGAGUCACCUCAGACGAUGCCUGGGUAAACCACAGGUUCCGGAGCUUACAGAGCUUCUCGCCAAGUACUUUAAGAACUCAAGACGCCGACCAGGCGAGCUCAUGGGCGACUAUAUCAGUCGCAAGUGCGAGCUGUAUGUGAGGGCUCAGCAAGCAAUGGACCGAGUACGUCCUCAUCACGAUCAACGAAGUGACACCGCGAACGCAGCGGCGCCCACCUGGAGCUGGCAGCCUCGCCAAGGGCGGCGGCUGAGUACAGAUUCCUGGAUGAGUGGAGAUGCCGGAACAGAGGCCAGCGAGCAAGGUGGCGAUGGUGGCAUCCAAGCGGCGGCGCCAGUGAGUGAUGCUGGUACUGCAAAUACGGAUGCAGCCGAAACCUGGCGCACUUGGGAGUGGCAGAGCUCCUGGGACUCUCGUGGUCAGUCAUGGAAUCAAUGGAGUGGCUACAACUGGUACGACAACUCGAGUCGUGCGGGUUAUUGGCCAAGCUCGGUCCGUACUCAGCUACCCGAGCUGAUACCCGAGUUUGUUCAAUCAUGGAUGUUGCUGCAAGAUGCUGGGCUUGAGCCGGCAGAGCGGAACACUGUGAUGGUGGCCACGCAAGGGGACAUGCGACUGCAAAGAGUGGCGCAAGAGCUGCGCAACCAUUUCGUGGAUGCGGACCUCAAGAAACGGGACAGUCAUCGGCGGGGACAAGGGUUUCUCGGCGAGGCCUACCUAGGCCUGGACGAGGAUGAUGAUGGCGAGGACCAGGGUCCCGAGGCCGCCUUCAACGCGGAGGCGGAGUUGAAUGACGAGGGAUUGGCCAUGUGGGGAGAAACCGAGCAAGAAGUACAACAGGCUAUGGCGGCGAUGCAGACCGCCCGUCGCACCUUACGUGGUGCUCGUGAGCGCCAGAAACAGGUGAAACAGAAUCGCCAAUACUAUCGCGGCUCAGGUUCCUCCUCCUCGCAGCCAAGUGGUCCUCGACUUUGUCUUCGUUGUGGUCAGAGUGGUCACAAGGCCGCCGAGUGUAUGGCCCCAAAGCCUCAGGCACCGAUCCAGAAAGAGAUGGCCCCCUUCAUCUGUUUUGCUCAGGAUGAGGUCGAGGCCGCCUGGGCUACACAGGAGGCUCAGGCGAACCUCGUCACCACGGCCGAGGCGGUCUCAAGUGGCAAGGCCGUGAUCGACUGUGGAGCCACGAAGUCGCUAGGGUCAGUUGAGGCCUUGGAACACAUGAUGCGCUUGAGCCAGCAUGGAGUUGACGCCAUUGACACUGGCGAUGCACCAGUGUUUGGCUUCGGGAACUCUUCAGAGGAUCGAUGCGUUUCUACGCUCCACUUGCGGCUUGCUGCAGGUGGUCGUCCAGGAGUGAUUCGCAUCCACGCGCUCGACAAAGGCAGCGCGCCAGUGUUGAUGAUCGACGAGUGCUACAGCUUGAAUGUUCCUCAAGCGGCCAUCUUCUACUUCCCCUCACAGGUGACAUACUGGAAGGAACUACGUGCAGUGUUGAUCCAGUUGGGAGAGCAACCUCUACGAGACUGGACCAAACUGGAGCUAGCUUUUCGCAUUGCCGAGCUCACGGGCGAGGACAUGAGUGUCAACAUCAAGAAGAAGUCAAAGGACAAAUCGCCCAUGCAGGAGCUGACGCAGAAACUCAACGCAGCUGCACGGACGCGCAAAAGCGAGCUGAUCAGGUUCUGCGAGAGCGAGCUUCGGAUGACCAAUCUGGAUCGUUGGACAGUCGAUCGGAUCAAGAUGGAGGGAAUGAAGCGAGUGAUGGAGCUCACGGAGGGCGACUUCCGCGACGCGGUAUCCUUCGGCAGACACGGGUUGCUGACGUACCAGGAGCUGUACACUCAGGAAAAGUCGUAUUGCCAAUGGGUCCUACAGACGGCCCGCGACAGGCCGACCGAGAGCGAUCCACGACUACGACGUCUGGCUCGCUGGAUCGAGUCUCAGGACCAUGCCGAGCUGCAGUCCGAUUCUCCAGCGAAGCCGGGCCAGACGAUCUUGGCUCUUCUACAGAAGAGCGGCUACGUGGGGAGCACGACGGUGACCUUGGCGACACCCAAUCGGGACGAGCGCGUCGAUGCUCUGACGGCCUUGACCAAGGAGCUGCACGCGGAAGUGGUAGCCCUCAAGUCGGAGCGAUGCCCCGAGCCGGUGCGCAAGAAGGGCAAGGAUCAGGACAUCGAGAUCGAGAGCACGGAGGGCAAGAACGAUUCUCCGGCGACAGCACAGCCGUCGUCUAUGGCAGCCACUCAAGGUCCGUCGCCGCCCAAGACAAUGAUGCUGUCCUCGAGGGCCAAGAGCUUAGAGACCAGUGCGUGGAGUGUGGUUCCGGGUUUGUUUCAGGAGCUGAACCGCAAGCACUACGUGGUCCUAGGUGCGUAUUCUCACGGCAACCAUUAUGGCAUAACCAGUCGAACCGAGCAACUGCCGGAAACCACUAGGAUCUGGGUAGAAGACCUAGAGCCUGCUGGGAAGGGUGCUUCCGUUCCGAACGGAAGCACCCAGAAUACUGUCCGGAAGGUGCUACCAACGGGCGAAGAGCGCGAUGGGACGCUACACGAGGUGCGUCACAAGGUGACUCGGCCCGUAUCAAACGACAACUUUAUCUGCUUCAUGCCGCCACAGGAACAUGUGCAGUUCAUGGUGGUGAUCGAUGAGGGGUCCAGGAGUCAGGGGAUUGUGGACUUCUGCGAUAGGGAACACAUAUUCUUGGACAACGUUCCUGCUGAUGCGCAUUGGCAAAUUGGAGUGUGUGAACAAGCAGUGCAAGGACUCAAAUCAGUCUUGGACAAGUUGUGUGCCGACGAUCCCGAUUUAAGUCCUGAAGCCGCUCUCUCUAUGUCUGUCACCGUGUUCAAUCACAGGGAUCAAGUCAGGGGUUUCUCGCCCGUACAGCAUGCGCUCGGAAAGGCCCCCGACGUGACGGGCCGGUUCAUUGAUGUGCCGCAUGCUGUGCCAGAUGAUCGGAUCAUAGAGAACGCCUCCGAAGAGUUUCGCCAGUCGGCUAAGCUACGAGCGGAGGCCGAGAAGGCUCAUGCAGAGUGGAAUGCGCGACAAAGAGUGAGUCGAGCGCUCAACUCAAGAUCGCGCAAGGUCCAGGACUUUCAGCCGGGUGAUCUUGUGUAUUUCUGGCGUUCCCAGGAGUCUGGAGAGAGUCGAAAACAACCAGGUUCCAAACAAGGACGCUUUCUGGGUCCAGCGAGAGUGUUGGCCAUGGAAUCCCGACAGUCGGAUGGAACCAUCAAGCCUGGAGGCAUAGUGUGGUGCGUCCGCGGACGACAGUUAAUCAAAUGUUGCGUGGAGCAGCUACGAUUGGCAUCAGAACGGGAGGAGCUCUUGGACACGCUCGCGAGCACGCAAGGCGAGGAGUCUACGCCAUGGACCUUCACUCGUCUUGCAGAGGAACUUGGCGGAAACCAGUACCAGGACUACUCCCAGGACAAGCCGGAGGAGGACGAGUGGUUUCGGGCCCAAGACCCGGAACAAGAGGUUCCGCCGGUACGUUACCGACUACGACGUAAACGAGCCGCACCAGCCACAGUGGAGAACGUCAACUGGGACGAGGAGGACGAGCCUACCCCUGCAGAGGCCUCACGACCCGCGAGACCGCGACGCGAGGCCGGCGCCCCACAAGGGUACACGGAAAAGGCUGAAUGCUGGUAUCAGACCAUACGCGACGAAAUCUGGCGCAAGGACGAGGCGGACUACUGGCGAGAUCAACAGGCAGCCGUGGAAGUGGCCAUCGACUUACCUCAACAAGGACGCUCCUGGAACAAGGCUACGGAAAAUCUUCAAUCCUACUUCGUGGGAGCGAUGAAACGUCAGGCCAUUGAGGUUUCGGAGAAACGGCUCACGCAGGACGAACGCGAAGCUUUUCAACAAGCGAAGAUGAUCGAGGUCCGAAACUUUAUCGCCGCUGGAGCAUUUGAAGCAUUACCGGCUCAUCUGAGACCCUCACGGGACCAAGCAAUUGGCAUGAGGUGGGUGCUUACUUGGAAGACGCGUGAAGACGGCUCCCGGAAGCCUAAGGCACGCGCAGUGCUCUUAGGCUACCAAGACCCUGGAUACGCGCACCGCGCGACCACCGCUCCAGUGAUGACCCGCUUGAGCCGCCAAUAUCUCCUACAACUUGCCGCGACGCACAACUGGAAUGUGUAUAAAGGAGAGGUGUCGGGAGCGUUUCUCCAAGGCCGCGAAUAUCCUGGUGAGUUGUUUUGCGUGCCGUGCCCCGAAAUUCUUCAGCAAAUGGGGUUGCCAGAUGGAUCGAUUACCAGGCUGCGGAAAGCUUGCUAUGGUCUGGUGGACGCACCUUUGGAAUGGUACAAGACAGUAUCGGAUUUCUUGGCCAGUCUCGGCCUGGAACGCCUCUGGUCAGAUGCUUGUACCUGGGUCUGGAGACCCGAAGGACGCGUUCGCGCCGUGAUUUCAGGUCAUGUAGAUGAUUUCAUGUUCACGGGAGGCGAAGAUGACCAAGGCUGGCAGGCUAUUGUCGCGAAGAUCAAGGACCGCUUUCAUUGGGGUGAUUGGGACAAGAACGACUUCAUACAGUGUGGAGUACGCAUUCAGAAGACAGCCAAUGGUGGUUUUAGUCUUUCCCAGCCUAAGUACGUUGAGGACAUUCCCGAGAUUCCGGUCAACAGCAGUCGUCGUAAGCAGUUGAACGAGUCUACCACUGGGUGGGAGAAAACACAGCUGCGAGCCUUACUGGGCGCACUGAGUUGGCAUGCGCAACAAGUUGCUCCACAUGUGUCAGCACCGGUAGGUCUCCUUCUUUCAGAGACGAACAACAGUACAGUGGCUACGUUGCUACAAGCCAACAACUUACUGCGGCGCACUAAGGAGCAAAAAGAGCACCAGAUGCUAAUUCAUCCUUUUCCACCUGAGGUUGAACUAGGCCUGUUUGCUUGGGUGGAUGCUGCCAGCCAGAGUCCGGGGGCAGCUGAAACUCUGGCAGCUGUCAACGGAGAAGAUGAGCUCUUCUUUGCCAGGUUCCACUGGUCCGAGCUUCUGUUCGGUCAAGUGAACACUAAGGAACCUCUGGCGACUGUACGUCGCACCACAGGUUGUGUGGUAACGGACUCCCGUAAUGUGUAUGACAAGCUCCAAACCGAGGUGAUGUCCAUCAAGGGCGCAGAGAAGCGGGCAAACAUCGAAUUGCUAAGUGUCAAACAAGCACAGUACGAUACUAAGGUGCAGAUUCGUUGGGUUCACUCAGAAGCUCAACUGGGCAACUCCUUGACUAAGGCCAAUGGCUACCACGAGCUGGAGAUGUUCUACAAGAUGGGUCAUUGCUGGCGCAUCGUGGAAGACGAUCAGAUGCGAAGUGCUCGCAGGCGAAAGGUGGCUGGCAUGGAUCCUCUACAGCAAACAACAGCUGCAGCAGCAGAGCAACCGCAGGAGGGAGAGAGUCCUUACUACCUUGCGGACUGGGUGGGAUGCAAGUGCGAAGCACCUGACUUCUCUCUCGUGUCCAUGAUCAUGUGA